GAUGAUGCACUUAUAUGACUGAGGUCAGGGUGAUGUGGUGGUUUGGUGGGGGUGUCGAGCGAGGACCGAGUCGCGGAUUGUGGUCCCUUUCGGGUCCAAAUCACAAAACAAGCUCACCCAGCUCAAAACCCUCACCGACAUCCAUCCUCUCACUCCAGUCGCCAGCUUCGCCACGGUCCGAAUGACCCAUAUUGGCCAAUUGCUCUGUUCUGCUCUGCUGCUGGCCUCCACCUUCCCCGGACUGUGAGACCAGAGAUCUGCGUCAUGCCAAUUCCGACCCCGACGCUGCUGAGACAGUCCAGGCCGCUUGCGGGAUCAUCGCUUUAAGCCAACACCAUGGAGACGCCUAGGCAGACGCAGCGACAAGGCCUGCCCUUGGUCUCGGAACUUCGAGAAGUACUGGACGAUCUUGAUCGCAAAUUGGAGGUAUACCGCAAGGGCCUCGUGGCUGAUUUUGGGCAUCGAUAUCAGCAAACACUGGGCGACGUCGAACCCGCUCUCGCACGCGAGGUCAACCAGUCUCUUGCGCUCAGUGUCGACGCCGACUAUCCUGGUUUGGCACCCGACCUCAAGACUUGGCUCAUUCAGCAAGGUGCCAGCCGCGAGCAGCCGCUCGAUUUUGAUGCUGACACAGCCUCCACGCGGCCUGAACUUGUCAAUACGAGCUCGUCGCACCCGCCAUUGAGUGACUUGGACCUAGAUCAGGACAGGCACCAGCUAGUGAGCGCAGGAUCCCCGCUGUCUCCGAGCGCCGCCUUCGGCGCUGCUCUAACGCCAACGGGCGCAACUCUGUCGUCGGGCGAUCCUCAUGAGCGUGAAAAGGAAUUCCAAGGCCUCUUCACUCCGUUUUUCCUGCCAUUGCUUGACAGUUCAGGCCACCUCAACAACCAACUACGGCCACUUACAUCAUCACUGCCGACAAUCGCUACCAGUCCUUCUCGCACCCAGACAGACGAUGCUGCCAAUGGCAUAAGUAACGAUUUAUCGAUAGGCGUCAAGAAGGCCAAUGUAGUGACGGCCGAUCGCCUGCAGGGUCAAGACAUGGAGGGGCCAAGCGAGACCGGGGGCAUCAGGCGAGCCUUAUCCGACUUACAGCCAGAAGCAAAGCUGAGCUCGCCGUCGCCGCCUCUUACCCGACCUAGCCACGGGCGUUCAGCUACCGACGACACAAUAUCCUCAACAUUAUCAUCGGCCCUCUCAGACAGGAGUGACAGCACGACAGCACGGCGAAGCGCACUGCGUCGAUCUUCGAGUGUUUCCAAGCACAAUCACCAAAGUCCACGACGUGUGCGCUUCGAGUUCAAGGGCGUCGAGAUCCUCCCGACCGCUUCGCCACAGCCCUCCGACUACCUUACCCCCCGACCAUCCUCGCCCGACAAUGCAGACCAGCCACGCUCCUUUGAUGAAAUUGUGGGAGACAACGCGGCUGGCGAGCAAGAAGAGCCCACGAAGCUAGCGCCGCCCCGCAAGAUAUCCUCUUCAGAGGCCCUUCGAGCAAUGUCAAGGACGCCGCUGGACGAAGGUACGGUUUGGACAUUGGUGAAUUCAGAUUCCGAAAGUCGGGACGACGAAACAAUCGACCAGACGCCCAACUUAUCUACGGCAGGGACAAUGGAGGCCAAGACGUCACCUGUCGAUCCGCCAGGCACCGUGGCCCAUGACGUUUCCUCUCCUCCCGACGCAAAUGCUACCGAAGAGGGCUUCCGGGUCGAGCCUCAGAGUGAUGAUUCCUCUGACGAGGAUUUCUUGUCCAUUGGCAAGUCUAGAUCAUUUGAGGGGAAGAAGCCAGUGAAGCAGAUGAAGGCUUCCAUACCGACGUCUCCCUCUAGAAGGGUAGCCGUCCCGACACCAGAACCCUCGGCUCGGCAGGAGGCGCCCAAACUCUCCGAAGAAGAAAGAGACGACAAGGACCACACAUCAUCGGAAGAUUAUGAAGCAGAGGAGGAAGACGACAUGUUCUAUUUCGAGGGUGGACGCGGCCUCAGUGCCCCUCCUCGACCUCGGCGUCGCCCCCCUCCUCUCCAAGAAGAUGAACCCGAACCAUUGUCACCAGAGCGCGACAAUGAACCUGUGCGCACCCCGCAAGUAGCCUCGCCGGGUGUCCCCAUUGCGAGAUCAGCGGGCUCGGGACCGGCUACGCCGACAACCUCGCGCUUCCAGGUUGGAUCUCUGGGAUCGUACAAAGGCCGGCCUGUGGUGAUGCCGAUUGUCAAGAACCCCGAGCUGCAUGCCCAGGCUGAAACACUGGGCGAGUUCGACACAUUUGUUGGUGGCGUGGAAGAAGGCGAACUAUACAGCUACCGCCCCAGUCUGGUUCAAAGCACUUUUACUGGAGAACCUCGCAGUUUAUCAGAGCGAAUGAUGGUGGAUGACGCGCGAGAAGGGGCAGGACAAAGUCCGUAGAUGGUUCUGGCUCACUGCUGUUUAUUCUUAAUUUGGGUCUUGGGGGAUGUCUGGGUCAUGGGAGCAUACGUCUGACGGGCACUGGGUCCUCCCUGCAAGCAUAUCAAAAUGGCGUUGGUUGGUACACGUGCGCAUGCGGAAACUGGGAAACUGGGUUGGUUUGGUUCAUAUGGGGGCGGUUAACGUUGAAGAGAAGUUAUAGACAUGGCAUGGGAUGGUCUGCAUUAUGUGCCGGAAGCCUACGUGAAGUAAAAUAUCCUUCAAAUGGAACUGCCAGCAAUGUAUUUCA
Messenger RNA from Emericellopsis atlantica, 2692 nucleotides. RefSeq lists its product as uncharacterized. Lineage: Eukaryota; Fungi; Ascomycota; Sordariomycetes; Hypocreales; Bionectriaceae. The transcript has a single exon. The record is from RefSeq and is a predicted model, not a curated record. The coding region runs from base 337 to 2403 and encodes 688 amino acids.